AUGAAAUUUCUUCUCCUCCUCCUCCUCGCUUCCCUGGCCGUUCUCUUCGUGAAUGUCGAGAGCAGAACUCAUGUAAGAUGGUCUCCUUUACCUUAAGGAUCCUUCUUUUCUUUCAGAUGCUUGCUCCACCGUCCCGUCACCGUCCACAGGGCAACUCGAACUCUACUUCUUCCGAUUCUUCGCCCAAACCACGCAGACAUUCGCCUCCACCACAUCGCAAAUUCCCUGGAAACGGCAGCAAACGGCCACAGAAGGCAACCACCGUGGCCGCUAAAUAA
Caenorhabditis sp. 36 PRJEB53466 is the source of this 278-nucleotide messenger RNA. The record is from the annotation of a GenBank genome assembly. NCBI's taxonomy places the organism in Eukaryota, Metazoa, Nematoda, Chromadorea, Rhabditida, Rhabditidae.